Molecule: messenger RNA, 1382 nt
Organism: Monomorium pharaonis (pharaoh ant)
Lineage: Eukaryota; Metazoa; Arthropoda; Insecta; Hymenoptera; Formicidae
Product: alkylglycerol monooxygenase
Exons: 10
Coding region: 144-1382 (412 amino acids)
Biological process (GO): lipid biosynthetic process
Cellular component (GO): endoplasmic reticulum
Molecular function (GO): oxidoreductase activity; iron ion binding
Source: RefSeq, a predicted model, not a curated record
UACGUCCGUACGACGACGUCGUGCACGCAGCAAAUGAUAGCUACACGAACACCUGUGUUAUCAAACCGGGAAGUCAUUUAAACCCAAAAGAGACGACCUUCGAGUUUCCACAUGAGGUGCCGGACUAUCAACAACAGAUAUGGAUGCCGUUUUUUUUGCUGUUGAUUCUGGAGCAACUAAUGUUGAGGAAAAAAAGAUUCCGUUUAAAUGAUCAAGUGACAUCGCUAUCUCAUUGGAUGCUCCAUGAAACUGUUCGAAUUUUUUCCCGCGGUGCGGAAUACUGUGUAUACAUCGCCAUUUAUGAGAGAUUUGGCAGAGGAUACGCUUUACCCUGGAACUCGCUAUGGACAUGGUAUAUUACCUUCAUUGCUGUGGACUUUUGUUAUUAUUGGGUUCAUCGCAGUAAUCAUGAGGUUCAUUUUUUAUGGGCCUAUCAUCAAGUUCAUCACAGUAGCGAAGAAUUUAAUUUCGCGGUUGGUUUGAGACAAUCCAUCUUGCAACAUUGGUGCAACUUUAUAAUUUAUUUACCCCUUGCCUUUUUCAUACCUUCAUCGCAUUUUAUAGUCCAUAAUCAACUCAAUUUGAUAUAUCAAUUAUGGAUACAUACGACAGUUAUUGGUAACCUUGGACCACUAGAAUUGAUUUUUAAUACACCUAAACAUCAUCGUGUUCAUCAUGGCUGCAAUCUUUAUUGUUUGGAUAAAAAUUACGGUGGUGUACUUAUAAUUUGGGAUCGAUUGUUCGGUACAUUUCAAGACGAAGAAAGAAAAGAAGAAAUAGUCUAUGGACUGGUUGUUAAUGCUGAAUCAUUUAAUGCGUUUUAUCUGCAGAUGUUCUAUUUAAAGAAUUUAAUUAAGAACAGCAUAAGUAUGAAUACGUGGGCUGAUAAAUUUGCUGUUUUUUGGAAAGGACCUAGCUGGUUUCCAGGUGGACCACGUUUGGGUUUAGAUGAAUUUAAAAUAAAGGUGAAACCCAGAGCUGUAUACGAUCCUUACUUACCAAAAUGGCAAAAAAUAUACAUUAGUGUACAGUUUCUGAUGGCUCUUUUUAAUCAUUAUAAACUAUAUAAACCACAAUAUCAUGAAAAUUUAAACGAUCCUUGGAUUAGAACUGCAGUGACGAAUAAUUUAAUUGCUCUUACUAGUAUCGGUUUAUUAUUUGAUAAGUGUGCAUUUAUAUAUUCCAGCGCUAUUGAGAUCGUGCGCUGCGCUUUUUAUGUAUGCUUUAUGCGUAUAAAUGAAGACAACUUAAUUGAUUAUUUAAUAUAUCAUGUACAUUUGUUGCAAUUAAUCUUUAUUUGGAUACCUUUUUUUUUAUACAAGACUCACGUACAUAUAUAUAAUCAUUUCUUUAAUCACGGACACGUAAACCAAAGAUCUUAA